AUGGCGGAGCCAUCGGCCUCCUCCGCGGCCGCCACCGCCGCCGCGGAGCAGACGGACGCGGAGAGGAUGGAUGCCCUGGACCGGAUGCUCAUGCGGCUGGCCCUCGCCGACGACGCGCGCCUCGCGCCGGUGCUCGCCCGCGUCCUCCCCUACGCCGUCACCUCGCUGGCCUCCCCCGCGCCGGCCGUCCGAAAGCUCGUUAUGGAAAUUCUUAGUCACAUUAACAAAAGGGUGAAGCACAGGCCUGAGAUUUCAUUGCCAAUGCUGGAGUUAUGGAAGAUCUAUACUGAAUCUACUUCCGCAACAAUGGUCCGAAACUUUUGUAUCAUAUAUAUUGAGAUGGCGUUUGAACGCCUGCCAACCGAGGAGAAAGGGAACAUCGCACCUGAUCUUUUAAUCAAUAUAUCAAAUGUUCCAGCCCAGCAUCAAGGGAUCAUCUUGAGACUUGUAACAAAGGCUAUUGGCGAAUGUAACACCCAUAAGGUGGACGAGACUAUUGCGUCAAAAUAUCAAGUAAUAACUGAAACCAAGGAUGGUCUAGUAUUUGCUGAAUUCUGUUUUCACACAUUAUUGUAUCAAGCACCACCUCAAGGUACUGGAUGCCCAGCAGGACUGUCAGUUGCCCAAUCAGAACGUGUCACCGGAAAACAACCCCUAAAAAUCGACGUACUUGCAUCAAGAAAGCUAGGAAUCUUGAAUGUCAUUGAAGCUAUGAACUUCGCACCUGAGAUUGUGUACCCUCUUUAUUUAUCUGCUUCUUCAGAUAGCCAAGAGCCAGUUUCUAAGAAAGGAGAAGAGUUCUUAAAAGCGCAAAGCUUCAACAGUAAAUUUAGAAGAUCCCAACCUUAUCAAGAGACUGUUCACACUGUUCAAUGGUACUGUGGGUGCAGAAAAUAUAGCUGCAGAGCUGAAAGUUUCCCCAGCACAUGCUUCGUUGCGUAUGCGGCUUAUGAGCGUUUUCUGCCGAUCAGUUGCUACAGCAAAUGCAUUUCCACACACACUUCAAUGCAUCUUCGGCUGCAUCUACGGAAGUGGAACUACUUCAAGGCUGAAGCAGUUAGGAAUGGAGUUCACUGUCUGGGUUUUCAAACAUGUAUUGAUAAAACUGACAUGGCUAUACGACUCUUUACUGCUUUGAGAUUGGAGGAUCAAUCUCUUCGUUUGACAAUUCAAGAGGCGGCUACUUCCCUUGCUACAGCAUAUAAGCGUGCUUCAACGAUAGUACUGAAGGAUCUUGAGGCGCUUCUUCUGGAAAACUGUGAAGCGUUGGUGUCAUUGCGGUAUGCAGAACGCAUAAAUUGGCUAAGAACUCUUUUGGGUCAUGUUGAUUCUGAUGCUCGUGAAGCUGCGUCACGCCUGCUUGGUAUUGCUUCUUCAGCUCUUUCAACCUCUUCUGCACCAAGUCUUCUGUCUGAGCUCACUUCAACACUGAGUCAAAACCGUUCAUCAAGAUUUGAAAAUUACCAUGGAGUUCUGUGUGCGAUCGGGUACCUAACAGCUGGUGCUUUGAAGCAAUCUUAUUUUUUUAAUUUUGUUGUAUUUGGAGUGCAUAUGCAGAUAUCUGAGGAUAUGGUGGAAGAUGUACUUUUUGCUGCUGGGGAGGCUUUAUCUUUCAUAUGGGGGAGAAGUUCCUGUGACAGCAGAUGUGAUACUGGAGCGAACUUUGUUUCCCUUUCCCAGGCCACAAACUAUCUUACCGGUGAUGCAUCUCUAGUCUCGAGUAACUCCUAUGAAAAAAAAGUGCUUGUGAAGAAGCACACUCAGUUACUGCGAGACGAAAUUAUUAAAAAGUUGUUUGAAACACUAAUUUAUAGCAGUAGAAAAGAAGAACGCUGUGCAGAUCCGAAAAAAGCAAUAGAUGAACAUUAUGAUGCCAUAGUAGAGGAUCUAUUGGUUCAAUCUGGAUCGAGGCUUUGGCGCUCACGAGAAGCAUCCUGUCUUGCACUUGCAGACAUCAUUCAAGGUCGAAGAUAUAAUCAGGUUUGUAAACAUUUGAGAAAAAUAUGGACAACCACCUUCCGUGCAAUGGAUGACAUAAAGGGAAACUAUGCGAACUGCUGUCUGGAGGAUCAAAGGUUGAAUUAUGUUGAGCUGUGGCUAAAAGAUUCUCCAAUGUGGGAAACUCUUGAUAUCUGUAUAAAAAUUGUUGAUAAGAAUUCACUUGAUCUAUUGGUUCCUCGCUUGGCUCAAAUGGUUAGAUCAGCUGUUGGCUUAAAUACAAGGGUUGGUGUUGCUAGCUUCAUAACCUUGUUGGUGCAGAGGGUCAUGGUUGACAUCAAACCAUUCACAACAAUAUUACUGAAGUUAUUUCUUCCCCAGGCUCAGAAGCUUAUUGAAGAUACUACCUCUCUGCAUUCAGGUGGGAAAAACGAUCAGUUAUCUGGUGCAAUUCUUAUUAAAGCCUACUUGAGCAAUGCAGCGGAUAUUCUUGGUGGAUAUAAUCGGUGGUUAUCCCUUUUAGUUGAAAUACAGAAACCUUUCCAUGUGUAUAAACAAAACUUUGUUUCAGGUUUGAUGAUGAUAAAGACACCAGUGCUUUAUAUGAAGAACUUUGGGAGGAUAUUCCUACUAGUGAAAAGAGUAACCCUAACACUAUAUUUACCAGAAAUUGUAUCUCUUUUAUGUGAUGGCAUGUCAUUGUCAUCAUGGGCUGGUAAAAAGAAAGCCUUCUCCUUCCAGUCAGCCAAGGCUAUAAAGAAGCUAUGUGAUAUUCUUGGAGAACCCCUAUCAGCACACUACCAGAAUAUUCUCAAAUCACUUUUGAAAGAAUUGCCAGGUCGAUUCUGGGAGGGAAAAGAUGCUAUUCUGGACGCAUUGGCUUCAUUGUGUUCUUGCUGUCAUGUUGCUAUAACUGCAGAAGACUCCAGCUUGCCAAGUGUUAUACUAAAUGCUAAUUGGUACCAUUUACCUAAGGUUAUUCUUUUUCAUCAUUUUUCAGAACUAGAUGAAAGUGAAAGUGCUUCUAUUUCUCUGGAUAAAGUGCUCAAUUGUGCAACAUCUUGCAUCAGUGUCGCUUUUCCACAGGAUAUUAUCAACCAAAAGAAGAAUGUUUUAGAACUAAUAUUGAAUUCUCUCUCACCUGAGGAGAGUUGGCAAGUUAAACUAUCAUCCUUCUUGUGUAUCAAAGAGUUGUGCCUGAAAUUUCACAGUUCUGGUGAUAGUAGCACAUGGCCUCAAGACACAGCUUGCUUGGUUCAGGAGUUAUUUCAUUUGGUAUCACCAAAAUUAGUAGACUCCAUAAGAUUAGUAAAGAUUGCUCAGUUUAAAGCAUGGUUUAAUAGCAUUGCCCCUUGA
This is a messenger RNA of Miscanthus lutarioriparius, 3294 nucleotides long. The record is from the annotation of a GenBank genome assembly. NCBI's taxonomy places the organism in Eukaryota, Viridiplantae, Streptophyta, Magnoliopsida, Poales, Poaceae.